Gadus macrocephalus (Pacific cod) is the source of this 2182-nucleotide messenger RNA. It is a transcript of the gene lpar2b, whose product is annotated as lysophosphatidic acid receptor 2b. The transcript is spliced from 5 exons. NCBI's taxonomy places the organism in Eukaryota, Metazoa, Chordata, Actinopteri, Gadiformes, Gadidae. Bases 446 to 1555 code for a protein of 369 amino acids. Gene Ontology annotation, cellular component: membrane. Gene Ontology annotation, molecular function: lysophosphatidic acid receptor activity. The record is from RefSeq and is a predicted model, not a curated record. Gene Ontology annotation, biological process: G protein-coupled receptor signaling pathway.
UUCUCCCGUCGCCGCCGCCGCGCCCUUUCUCAGUGGUUCAGCCACUCUGCUCAGUGCUCACCGCCACAGGUAGGCUACGACAGGGGAGCCUUAAAGGGAACACACGGUGGAAUAAACCACUUUUGUUGGUGGAAGACGGACCCUUUUAGAAACAUCUGGAAUGGAGAAGCACUAGUAAUAGAGCAGCAGUAUACCGGGAAGGUCCAGAGUCUCAGACCGGCCAACACCAAAGGCUUCUCCUCAACUCCUGCAUCCUCCCUUCCUACCAUACAAUGGUGUGCCGGUGUUCCACCUAGACAGGGUCACUAUCUAAAAACCUCCCCCGUCAAACCCUACCCUUUCUGAGGUCGGACCGGCCUCCACAGGGCCUGCCUGGGCCACUCUCUCCCCGCCUUAAUCCCAUUUCUCUCAGCUCAGCCUCCCCCCCCCCCACCUCCAGCACAUCAUGUUGAUGGACAGGACUGAGGAGGACGUCAGCGGUUGCUACUACAACCGCUCGGUCAAGUUCUUCUACGAAGAGAGCGGCAAGAACAUCAGCGACCACUGGCGUAGACGGGACUACGUCAUCGUGAGCCUGGGCAUGUUGGUGUGCUUCAUCGUCAUCCUCUCCAACUUGUUGGUCAUGUUGGCCAUCUUCGUCAACCGCCGCUUCCACUUCCCCAUCUACUACCUGCUGGGCAACCUGGCGGCCGCUGACCUCCUCUCAGGGAUCUCCUACCUCCACCUCAUGUUCCACACGGGCCCCUGGACCAGCAAGCUGUCCAAGUACCAGUGGUUUGUGCGCCAGGGGCUGAUCGACACCAGCCUCACGGCCUCCGUGGUCAACCUGCUGGCCAUCGCCGUGGAGCGCCACCAGACCAUCUUCACCAUGCAGCUGCACAGCAAGAUGACCAAUCGCCGGGUGGUCAUGUUGAUCAUCGGCAUCUGGCUGGUGGCCAUCCUCAUGGGCCUGGUGCCGACCAUGGGCUGGCACUGCCUGUGCGACCUGAAGAACUGCUCCACCAUGGCGCCCAUGUACAGCCGCAGCUACCUGGUGUUCUGGGGCCUGCUCAACCUGCUCACCUUCACCGUCAUGUUGGCGGUGUACAUGCGCAUCUUCCUGUACGUGCGCCACAAGAGCCAGCGCAUGUCGCAGCACACCAGCCAGGUGCGGCACAAGGAGACGGUUGUCAACCUGAUGAAGACCGUCUCCAUGAUCCUGGGCUGCUUCGUGAUCUGCUGGACACCCGGCCUGGUGGUGCUGCUGCUGGACGGCCUGGGCUGCGACAGCUGCAAGGUGCUCCGCUACGAGAAGUACUGCCUGGUGCUGGCCGAGUGCAACUCCUUCGUCAACCCCAUCAUCUACUCCUUCAGGGACAAGGACAUGUGGCGGACCUUCAAGCGCAUCCUGUGCUUCCCGUGUCGGCGGGGCCGCGGCGGGGAGUCGGCGGCCCGCUUCACCAGCAUGGAGCAAGAGCCUCUUAAGGGUCAAGGUACUACAUUGACAGAGUUGAAGAACGGAGCCUCCAAAAGUGUCCUAGGAUCCAAAGACGCCCUGGACUCCUCGGAGAAUUAGCGUUCACCUGAAUCAAGAACAUUUGCCACUUCAUUUUGUAUCAUAUUUUAUCUGUAUUUUUUUUUUUGUAUUGCUCAUGAAUACUGACUAUGAAUACAUUAUGAAUAUUUUUUUUUGUCUUUCAUAAUGUUAUUACCCAGAAAGCAUAGUGCAGGUCAAUAUUUGAUUGCAUUGUAAAAGUUCAUGUAUCAUCUUAGUGUUUGGAAUUUUAUUUCUAUGUGUGCAGUAAACAAGGCAAAAAAUAGUAGGGCUUGAAUCAGCCUUGUAUUUAUAGUCAUCCAAUGACGGCAGGGUUCAAUUUGAGACCAAGAGUUUUAAAAUGUUCACAAUCAAAGGCUGAAUCCAUGUAUAACUUGUAUUUCUUUGGUGAAGUUGUUGCACUUUUUUUUCUUAAUCCAAGGGUACUCUGAAGGAGGGGGUGGGGGGGGUCGUUUUAGAAUUAUCGUUUUGUUCUCUUGGUUUGCAUGUGCACAUCAAAUCAAUCUCAUAAUGUUAAUAUAUUUAAAGAUCUGACCUUUGAACUGUAACCCAGCAGACAUGAUGGCAUUGUGGGUUGAAUCCCAACGUUGAAUUUGCAUGUUUAACCCAUAGAAACUGACCUAUCAUUAAACGCUUGAUACCUGCAAA